This is a messenger RNA of Prunus armeniaca (apricot), 1128 nucleotides long. NCBI's taxonomy places the organism in Eukaryota, Viridiplantae, Streptophyta, Magnoliopsida, Rosales, Rosaceae. The record is from the annotation of a GenBank genome assembly.
AUGGAUCAACCUCAUCAUCAGCAAGAAGUAGAAUCAAGUGAAGAACAAAACCCAGUUUUCCUUUUGGAUGCUCUGUAUUGCUCAGAAGAGCAUUUGGAGGAGCUAGCGAGUGUAGUGGAGUAUUUCCAAGAGGAAGAUGAAUUUGUAGGAGACAGUUGUUACAGCAAUAUUUCAUCGUAUAAGCCAAUAAAAGUUCCAAUCUUGCUAGAGCAAGACUUGUUUUGGGACAACGAGGAGCUAAUCUCGCUGUUAUCCAAAGAAGCAGAACAAAAUGGUGAGCUUCAAAAACCUCUCCAAAUCAGCUCUUCCGUGUCUGGGGCUCGUAAAGAGGCAGUGGAUUGGAUGCUGAGAGUGAUUACCCACUUCUCUUUCUCUGCUCUGACUGCCGUUCUUGCUGUGGAUUACUUUGAUAGGUUCUUCUUCAGCCUCCAGUUUCAGAUUGAGAAGCCAUGGACGACCCAGCUUGCUGCUGUGGCUUGUCUCUCUCUUGCUGCCAAAGUGGAGGAGACCCAAGUUCCCCUUUUACUGGACUUCCAAGUGGAAGACAGUAAGUAUAUUUUUGAAGCUAGAACUAUUAAGAGAAUGGAGAUUUUGGUGCUCUCCACACUUCAAUGGAAGAUGAACCCUGUCACUCCACUUUCAUUUGUCGAUUACAUCACAAGGAGGCUUGGACUAAAACACCAUCUCUGUUGGGAGUUUCUCAAGAGAUGUGAGCUCAUCCUUCUGAAUCUCAUUUCAGAUUCUAGGUUCAUGUCUUUCCUUCCAUCUGUGGUGGCCACUGCUACAAUGCUGCACGUUGUCAACAAUAUAGAACCCUGUUUACAUGUCGAAUAUCAAAACCAGCUCUUGGGCAUUCUCGGAAUUGACAAGGAGAAAGUGGAUGAUUGCUAUAAGCUUGUCCUGGAAUUGUCAUCAUCAGGCGGCCAUUGCAAACCAUCCAACAAGCGCAAGUUUGGUUCAAUUCCUGGCAGUCCAAAUGGAGUUAUAGACAUGUCAUUUAGCUCUGAUAGUUCAAAUGAUUCGUGGGCCGUGGCCUCAUCAGUCUCAUCUUCACCAGAGCCUCUGUCAAAGAAGAGGAAGCUCAGCCACAACCCAAAUGCAGAGAUUCUCAGCUUCAACCCUCGCUAG